CAGAUUUCAUGGUCACGAGGAAUUUUUGUUUGUUUCUAAUCAGCGCACCGAUUGCGAGCGGGUCUGUAGAUGCUUCUGUGAGAGAACAGCGACUGACUUCACGUCAUUCGGUGGAGCGAGCACUGGGAAGUGGAGCGUGUGGUUCAUGUGCGGAGGAGGAGGGGAGUGAGAUUGUUGGCGUGGAGGAGAGGAGAGAGGGGAGUUUGGAGAGUUGCGAGAGAGAGCCUAGAGUCAUGGCGACACUCGAUGUGGCCCGAUCAGAGAUCGCCUUCCUGGUGAUGUAUCUUAAUAAGGCUGAGGCACGGGACAAAAUUUGUCGCGCGAUCCAGUAUGGCUCCAAGUUCAUUAGCGCGGGCGAGCCUGGGGUUGCGCAGCAGGUCGACAAGACUACUAGCUUGGCGCGUAAGGUUUUCCGUCUAGCUAAGACUUUGAAUGAGUUGAAUGCGCUUCUUGCUCCACCACCGAAAGCAACACCAUUGCCGAUUGUACUCCUUGGCAAGGCGAAAAAUGCGUUGGUCGGAACCUUCUUGUUCCUUGAUCAAAUUGUGUGGGCUGGAAGAACUGGCAUUUACAAGGAUACGGAACGCCUGAACCUCAUCUCCAGGAUUUCUCUCUUUUGUUGGUUGGCAGGCACUUGCUGCACAACCCUUGUUGAGGUUGCAGAAAUUACUCGUUUAGGAUCCACCACGAAGAAGGUAGAGAAUGAGUUGAAAAAGGCACAAGGUUCCCCCAGCAUUGAAGAAAUGAAACUGAGGGAACAGCGAAAAGAAAACUUGAAGAAGUCUAGGGUAAGAUCAUUAAACUUAAUCAAGUCAGGCAUGGACAUUGUGGUUGCUGUGGGGCUGCUUCAGCUGGCUCCCAAGACCAUCACACCGCGCGUUACUGGGGGCCUGGGUUUCAUCACCUCAGUAAUAUCAUGCUACCAGUUGGUACCACCUCCACCAGUUAAGGCCAAGGAGGUCUGAACAUGUUGAAGUUUUUCUACAUGCAAUUUGUCGUGGGAUGAUUGAUCCAUGUAAUUUUGGGUAGCCUCUUUGUGCUAUUAAGCUUAUGUGAUAGUUAGCAAUAAACCACUAGUUGCUGAUGUGACAAAGCUGCAACAGAAGCCCCGUUCGAUUGUACCCGAUUGAACGAUGGUUCUAUAAGAGAUUUUCUGAGGUGAUGUAUGUGGAUCACUCAAUCUGCUACUCAUAUAUUCUUGUCGUCACGAGUGGUGUUUGAUUUGGUAUCAUCUUUUUAUAUCAAACUCGGGUGGAGGCUUCGUGGUAUUUGAUUUAAUAGUACUACACAAGUCUUGACACUUGAUAGGAGGUUUGACUCUUUUUUGGAGAAGCCCA
Physcomitrium patens is the source of this 1337-nucleotide messenger RNA. Its product is annotated as peroxisomal membrane protein 11E. Gene Ontology annotation, biological process: peroxisome fission. The record is from RefSeq and is a predicted model, not a curated record. NCBI's taxonomy places the organism in Eukaryota, Viridiplantae, Streptophyta, Bryopsida, Funariales, Funariaceae. Gene Ontology annotation, cellular component: peroxisomal membrane.